GAGAGAGAGAGAGAGAGAGAGAGGUCAGUCGUGAUGAGCGGAGGUUGACUCCUGGUGACGCAAAGAGAGACCGAGCAGGGUGAAAGGAGGAGGCAGACAGAAUGGCUGCCCGGUGCCGCAGCUCCAAAUGCACCGUAGAAAGGAACGGAUUCAAGCGGGAACUCGAUACCUGGCGGCACAAACUGAUCAACUGCGUCGGGUUCGAGAGCAUUCUGGAGGGAAUCUAUGGCCCGUUGCUGCUCAGAGACCUCAAUAUUUUUGAUGACUGUGAACCCGAGGAGCUAGAGGACUGGGCAGUGAAGGCCAGUUGUUCCUUCUGCAGCCUGCUCAUCAAUGACCAUGUCCCGGUGGCCGCCUCCCCCUCAGACGACACGCCCUCCCAAGCCCCUUCCCUCUCGGACAGCAGCCUAUCAGCUCACAGGUUCCUCCAGGCUGUGUUCCAUAAGAAAGAGCUGGUGUCCAGUGGAGACCCUAACGUCCCUCUGGUGGCCCAGGAACUGAUGAAGAGGAUGGUGAGGCAGUUUGCCAUGGAGUACGCCUCCAAGACACGCCUUACCACCACCACAGGCUCCCAGCGUUCUGACCUCGACUCACCUCUAGACCUCACUCUGACACGGAACCAGGAGGAGGAACCCACACCAGCGGACAGUGUGCUCGACCUCUCCAAGCGGAACUCUGCCAGCUCGGCCUCCACGUCACCCACCAUUCACAAAGCCUCAGGGAGGCAGCAGCAGCGUUGGGGAGCAGCCGGGGCGUACCAGACCGAGGAACACCAUGCCCAGAGGUCCAGUGAGCUGUCUGUGGGGCUGCUGUCCAAGGCUCUGAGAGACGUGAGGUCUGGUCGUCUCCGAGAGAACAGAGCUGCCCUUCUCUACGGGAUCCCCCUUGGAAUCCUGCGCUCAGAGCUGGGGGAGGAUGUGACCUCGCAGGAUGUGACCUCACAGGAUGUGGCGGCGGCGCACGGCGAGGAGGUGCGGCGGGUGUUGCAGAGGGUGGCGGCCUGGGCGGAGCUGGGAGCGAGGGAGGAGAACGGAGAGAUGCUCUUUCUUCCCUCCUCUUCGUCUUGUCUGACUCAGCGUGGCCUGCAGAGGGUUUUGUCCCGGUCUCUACUCCCCCAGCUCAGAGAGGAGCUCCACCUCCGUAUCCCCCAGGUCAGAUCGCGCUCCAGGCCAGCUCCCCCUCUCCCUGAGCCUUGCAGCCUGGCUGAGCCCCUGCACUACCACCCCCAACCACACCAUGGCACCACCACCACUAAUAUCGCUGCCACCUCUUCCUCUCUGCUGAGACUUCACCGCUCCCUCCUGCCCUCCCCCGACCUGCCUGACCUCUCACCCCACCACCGCUGCUCCUCAUUGGACGAUCCUGAGGAAGGGGCGGAGCAUAGCGGGGAGAACAAGCAGUCCAGGAAGAAGCGCGGGCGCUACCGGCAGUACGACCACGACCUGCUAGAGGAGGCUGUCACCAUGGUGAUGGGGGGCAGGAUGAGCGUUUCCAAGGCCCAGGUGGUUUAUGGGAUACCUCACAGCACGCUGGAGUACAAGGUCAAAGAGCGCAACGGAACCCUGAAGAUACCGCCCAAGAGGAGGCCAGUCAUCGUCACGACUACGACCGCACGGCAACCGCCGGACUCUGCCGGGUUCCACCGACUCAGGGACUAACGCUGCCACCGACAGGUUCUAGACUACAGAACAUUCGAGUCUAGAACCGACAACACUUGAACUCCUCUCGACCUCCAACAGAACAGGAGAAUGUUUUGUGGAUCUGGGUCCAAUAUAGAUUUCAUAAAUACUUCAUAAAUUUCAUAAAUACUUGGUGCGCUUGGUUUGUUUUCGUUUGACUGGCAAUGUUUGUAGAUUUCUGGACUUCUGGUACCAUUUGUUGCCUAAUCGAGGUAAAUCGAGCACACCUCCAUCUAUUUGACCAUGUGUCCAUGCAGACCAGGUUAUAUUACCCAGGUCACUGUGUGUCCAUGCAGACCAGGUUAUAUUACCCAGGUCACUGUGUGUCCAUGCAGACCAGGUUAUAUUACCCAGGUCACUGUGUCCAUG
This is a messenger RNA of Oncorhynchus keta (chum salmon), 2048 nucleotides long. It is a transcript of the gene lcorl, whose product is annotated as ligand dependent nuclear receptor corepressor-like. The record is from RefSeq and is a predicted model, not a curated record. Gene Ontology annotation, biological process: regulation of transcription by RNA polymerase II. Gene Ontology annotation, molecular function: DNA binding. The coding region runs from base 102 to 1658 and encodes 518 amino acids. NCBI's taxonomy places the organism in Eukaryota, Metazoa, Chordata, Actinopteri, Salmoniformes, Salmonidae. The transcript is spliced from 8 exons. Gene Ontology annotation, cellular component: nucleus.